Molecule: messenger RNA, 3747 nt
Organism: Mustela erminea (ermine)
Lineage: Eukaryota; Metazoa; Chordata; Mammalia; Carnivora; Mustelidae
Gene: RASGRP2
Product: RAS guanyl releasing protein 2
Exons: 17
Coding region: 1689-3518 (609 amino acids)
Biological process (GO): Ras protein signal transduction; positive regulation of GTPase activity
Cellular component (GO): plasma membrane
Molecular function (GO): guanyl-nucleotide exchange factor activity; calcium ion binding
Source: RefSeq, a predicted model, not a curated record
CGAGAGCGGGCGGGGCGCUGGGCAGAAGAGGGCCCGGCCCCUAGGGGUCCCCCCGCGGGCGAUACAGGCGGGCUGGGGGCAGCGGGUAUGGAUUGGUGGGUGCGGAGUCUGUGGCCGGGUCCGGGGUGGGAGGGAGAGAGCUGAAGCGCCCUGGACAACCCGCGGGAGAGGGCGGCAUCCGCGGCGCAACCGGCUCUUCCCAGCCACGUCUUAGCUGGCCCUUCUCCCGCGGAACCCCCCAUUUGACAGAUGAGAAAAUUGAGGCUCCGAGAGGCCAAGUGACUCUCAAGGUCACACAGCGAGACAGCGGCAGGGCUAGACGGGGUUGGCAAAGGGUGGCUCCUAGGAAAAGUCCGCCGGAGAACUCGGGAGAGGAGCCCCCCUCCAGCCCAGGGGAGUUUGUGUAGGGGCGGGGUACCUUUUUGUGGGGCCAGGCCCUGCCUGAGCCCGGGGAUGAGGGUUGUCAGGGCGUUGUGGCCGCAGAGCUUUUCCUGGACUGCGGAUGAAAGGGGGGGCGGCGGCGGAAUGGGCGUGUGUGCUCACCCACGGGGGUGUGUGCGUAUGUGGGAGUGUGCAUGCGUGUAGGUGUCCUGUCUUGUGUGUGUGCACACGUGUGCGAUUCCAGCGCCUCUGUGGCCGCGGAACUCCAGGCUGACCUGGCUCUAGUGAGCUGCAAGUCCGGGAACGGGCCCCAUCAAAGGGCUGGCCGCAUUCUGGGCUGGAAGGCUGGGUGUGCGCGCCGGAGGGUGCCUUCCUGCAGGUGUGUGCUGGCUGUGCGUGCCAUUGUGUGUAUGAGACAGAGGAUGGGAGACAAGUGCCAGAGGCUCGGGUGUGUGUGUGUGUGGGGAGAGGGUCUUACACCCCAAUGUGGGCCUCUGGCCUCGGAUAUAGAACGAGUGUAUGUCCCUGCUUGGGUGCGUCUGACCCUGCUGAUGGAUACCGAUACCGCCAGGCAUUCUCCACCCCUCACGGCACUAGCGCCCCCUUCUGGGCACCCUGCUCUGUGUACGUGAAUGUGGCCGGCCUCUGUGUGCGCUCACAGUUGGACUGUGCAGUAUGGGGGCCUGGAACUCGGGCUGGGGAUGAAGAUGGUCUGCUAAAGGGCUGAGCCUGGACCCCUGGGGCCUUCACUGAGGAGGUGGCUUGGGAGCGUGAGGUUCCCAGGCUCAGGCUUCCCGCUGACGCCUCCCGGCCGCAGCGGGCUACCCCCACCCCCACCCCCCACCCCGCCCCAGGAAUGUUCUUCUCCACUCCAGCUCGCCUCCCCAAGGGCAGGCCCCUGGGGGCUGCCACAGCCCCGCCUCCCCUCCCCGGGAGCCCGGGAGGGGGCGAUGCGGGCAGGACGCCUGGGUUCCUCCCUCCCUCCCAUCCCAGGGAGAAAUUCCUCCGAGGUCCCCUCAGGCUCUGGGUUCCCAAAAUAACCCUGCGGGGGAAGGGAGGCUGUGGCGGGAGGGAAGCGGGAGGGGCGCGGAGCCGAGCCGCGGGGUGCUGCAGGUGCCUCUGGUGGAGAGGACGCGAGGGGAAGAAGGCCUAGGAGGGGCUGGGGCAGAAACCAGUCCCCGGAGUCCUGUCUCGUCCCCCUUCCCGGGGAGCCCCCUCGGCCUUCCCGUGACUCCGAGGGGGUCCUGUCCGAGCCCUGUGGGAGGCUCCGGAGUGCAGCUGGGCCCAGCCUACCCGCUCCGGCAGUCAUGGCGGGCACCCUAGACCUGGACAAGGGCUGCACAGUGGAGGAGCUGCUCCGCGGCUGCAUCGAAGCCUUUGAUGACUCCGGGAAGGUGCGGGACCCUCAGCUGGUGCGUAUGUUCCUCAUGAUGCAUCCUUGGUACAUCCCGUCCUCUCAGCUGGCGGCAAAACUGCUUCACAUCUACCAGCAGUCCCGGAAGGACAACUCUAAUUCGCUGCAGGUGAAAACAUGCCACCUGGUCAGCAGGUACUGGAUCUCAGCAUUCCCAGCAGAGUUUGAUUUGAACCCUGAGCUCGCUGAGCAGAUCAAGGAGCUGAAGGCUCUGCUUGACCAAGAAGGGAACCGGCGGCACAGCAGCCUCAUUGACAUCGAGAGCGUCCCCACCUACAAGUGGAAGAGGCAGGUGACCCAGCGGAACCCUGUAGGACAGAAAAAGCGAAAGAUGUCCCUAUUGUUCGACCACCUGGAGCCUAUGGAGCUGGCCGAGCAUCUCACCUACUUGGAGUAUCGCUCCUUCUGCAAGAUCCUGUUCCAGGACUAUCACAGUUUUGUGACUCAUGGCUGCACGGUGGACAACCCGGUCCUGGAGCGGUUCAUCUCCCUUUUCAACAGUGUCUCCCAGUGGGUGCAGCUCAUGAUCCUCAGCAAGCCCACGGCCCCUCAGCGUGCCCUGGUCAUCACGCACUUUGUCCACGUGGCAGAGAAGCUGCUGCAGUUGCAGAAUUUCAACACGCUGAUGGCGGUGGUCGGAGGCCUGAGUCACAGCUCCAUCUCCCGCCUCAAGGAGACCCACAGUCAUGUUAGCCCUGAGACCAUCAAGCUCUGGGAAGGUCUGACAGAACUAGUGACGGCCACCGGCAACUAUGGCAACUAUCGGCGCCGGCUGGCCGCCUGUGUGGGCUUCCGCUUUCCCAUCCUGGGCGUACACCUCAAGGACUUGGUGGCCCUCCAGCUGGCACUGCCUGACUGGUUGGACCCUGCCCGGACCCGACUUAAUGGGGCCAAGAUGAAACAGCUCUUCAGCAUCCUGGAGGAGCUGGCCAUGGUGACCAGCCUUCGGCCACCAGUGCAGGCCAACCCCGAUCUGCUGAGCCUACUCACGGUAUCUUUGGAUCAGUAUCAGACAGAGGAUGAACUCUAUCAGCUGUCCCUCCAGCGGGAGCCGCGCUCCAAGUCCUCGCCAACCAGCCCCACAAGCUGCACCCCGCCUCCCCGGCCCCCAGUGCUGGAUGAGUGGACCUCAGCUGCCAAGCCCAAGUUGGAUCAGGCUCUUAUGGUGGAACACAUCGAGAAGAUGGUAGAGUCUGUGUUCCGGAACUUUGACGUCGAUGGGGACGGCCACAUCUCACAGGAAGAGUUCCAGAUCAUCCGUGGGAACUUCCCUUACCUCAGCGCCUUUGGGGACCUCGACCAGAACCAGGAUGGCUGCAUCAGCAGGGAGGAGAUGAUCUCCUACUUCCUGCGCUCCAGCUCCGUGCUGGGCGGCCGCAUGGGCUUCGUGCACAACUUCCAGGAGAGCAACUCCUUGCGCCCGGUUGCCUGCCGCCACUGCAAGGCCCUGAUCCUGGGCAUCUACAAACAGGGCCUCAAAUGCCGAGCCUGUGGUGUGAACUGCCACAAACAGUGUAAAGACCGUCUGUCAGUUGAAUGCCGACGCCGGGCCCAGAGUGUGAGUUUGGAGGGGUCUGCGCCCUCUCCCUCCCCCACCCACACCCACCAUCGGGCCUUCAGCUUCUCCCUGCCCCGCCCUGGGCGCCGAGGCUCCAGGCCUCCAGAGAUCCGAGAAGAGGAUGUGCAGACAGUGGAGGAUGGCGUAUUUGAUAUCCACUUGUAAUGGAUGCUGUGACUGGAUCAAACACUCAUAUCUGCCUUGGAGAAAAGACUUGGACCAGAGCAGAAAGCCUGGGGUGCUGGGGCAGCAGGCUGGGGCUGGGUGGGCGGGGUGUGAGGGUGGCAUGCAACAGAGGGUUGGGCCAGGGCUGGCGUCCCUAAGGUUGUACAGACUCUUGUGAAUAUUUGUACUUUCCAGAUGGAAUAAAAAAGGCCCAUGUAAUUAACCUAGA